AUUCUAUGCAUCUUUUGAGUCUUAUGUGGCAGCUCAUCUCUUUUGGCAGCGGCUACAGUACAACAUGGACCAACUCUUAAUACGCCAUGUGGAACUUCUGGGUUUUGAGAAAAGAUUUUUUCCCAGUCAGCACUAUGUAUAUAUGAUCUUAGUGAAGUGGAGUGAUCAGUCAGAAAAACUGGUCUAUAGGAGAUAUCCAGAGAUUCAUGAAUUUCAUAAAACUCUUAAAGAGAUGUUUCCUAUUGAAGCAGGUGAAAUUGAUGUAAAAGAUAAGUGCAUACCAUCAUUACCAGCACCAAAGUGGUUGGACAGCUUGAAGAAUACAGAAACCAGACAGGGCACCUUGACUGAGUACUUCACCACUCUCAUCCAUCUGCCAGUGAAGAUCUCACAGUGUAAGAUGGUUCGAGAUUUCUUCAGAGUCCGACCGGAGGAUGAGACUCCCCCUGCGCCACACCCGUUCAAAAGAAACGAAACCUAUGUAAUGUCAAAAGGUCGCCCUAGAAGCAACACCUCUGAAAUCACUGGCCCAAUCAUGCUUGACAGCUACCGGGUGAUCGCAGACUACAGCAAAAGUUCAAAAUACGAACUCAACCUGAAGGCAGGAGACUUGGUGGAGAUAGUUGAGAAAUGUCCUAAUGGUUGGUGGUUCUGCAACUGCGAGGCCCAGCGUGGUUGGAUACCAGCUUCCUAUCUGGAGCCCCUCGAUGGCCCCGAUGAGUCUGAGGAGCCAGAGCCUAACUAUGCGGGAGAGCUGUACAUAACCACCAAGGCCUACAAGGCAGUAGAGAAGGAUGAAGUCACUCUUGAGGCUGGAGAGAUCAUUGAAGUCAUCCACAAACUCCUAGAUGGGUGGUGGGUGAUCAGGAAGGGGGUGGAAACAGGAUAUUACCCAUCUAUGUUCUUACAUAAGACUGAGGAGGAGGGGAAAGAAACCGAGGCCGAAAAAAGUGUGGUUCAGAGGAAGACUCCACCACCCAGGAGAGCAACCAUUCGCAACGUUAACAGCAUUCAUGCACAAGGACGGCAUAAAAUCAGCCAAGACGUCUACCGCAAGAACAGCCGUCGUUAUGUACAGCAGCGGAGGAGCAACUCCCCUCAAGUGCGCAGACACAGGGGCUCCGCAAAGUCCCCUCUGCUGGAGAGAAAGCCCCAGAAAGAUAACAUCCCCACACUCAGGCCACAGGGCGAUUAUGAGCAGAAGACACCGGUGGUUCCUCCGCGGCCUAGUGCAGAACUCAUCAUGGAGCGAUGCACUGAGAAUACACGCAAGAAGAUCAGCAUCCGCACGGCCCGCUGAGCUGGAGCUCUGGCAAGCUCAAUGGUGUUUUUUUGCCCCCAACGGCACCUUCCAGGCAGCACAGCCUAAAAGGCGCUACCUUUACCCUGUUCCUAACCCUAACCCCCUCAACCCUCAUCCUACCCCUAAACUGAGGGGAGUAGUGCCUUGAAGGCAGCGCUGCCUGGAAGGCACCAUUGAGGGCAAAUAAUACCAAAGACCAUCUGGCAACCUCACUGGACAUCCUGUGUCACCUAUAACUCACCAGAGACCUGUCCUUAUUGUAUAACAGCGCAUUGAACUUUCAUAGAAAGAGAAUAGUAGUGCUCAAUAGAGAUCUGUCAUCCUUGUAACAGUGCAUUACAUUUUCAUAGAAAGGGAGAGAAUAUUAGUAGCCUACAAGUAGCCUAUAUGUUCAAAUAUUACCUCUGUCUAUUGUCUGACAUCUGAGCUUGUUAUCUGCCUUAAAAAAUGUAUUGUGCUGGUUGGUUUUCUGUACCUUGAUAAGCUAUUUACAAUGAUUGAAAUAAAUUUCCAUUUUAUUGAUGUCAGAUUACAA
This is a messenger RNA of Sardina pilchardus (European sardine), 1838 nucleotides long. It is a transcript of the gene ncf1, whose product is annotated as neutrophil cytosolic factor 1. Gene Ontology annotation, biological process: respiratory burst; superoxide anion generation. Gene Ontology annotation, cellular component: NADPH oxidase complex; cytoplasm. Gene Ontology annotation, molecular function: phosphatidylinositol binding; protein binding; superoxide-generating NADPH oxidase activator activity. Lineage: Eukaryota; Metazoa; Chordata; Actinopteri; Clupeiformes; Clupeidae. Bases 65 to 1300 code for a protein of 411 amino acids. The record is from RefSeq and is a predicted model, not a curated record. The transcript is spliced from 11 exons.